Molecule: messenger RNA, 1809 nt
Organism: Thamnophis elegans (Western terrestrial garter snake)
Lineage: Eukaryota; Metazoa; Chordata; Lepidosauria; Squamata; Natricidae
Gene: CNGA1
Product: cyclic nucleotide gated channel subunit alpha 1
Exons: 5
Coding region: 1-1809 (602 amino acids)
Biological process (GO): monoatomic cation transmembrane transport
Cellular component (GO): intracellular cyclic nucleotide activated cation channel complex; plasma membrane
Molecular function (GO): intracellularly cAMP-activated cation channel activity; intracellularly cGMP-activated cation channel activity; protein-containing complex binding
Source: RefSeq, a predicted model, not a curated record
AUGGGGGAGAGGGAAGGUCAACAUUUAGAUUCUGAUCCUCUUAAUUUAGCCAGCCACAGUAGAAAGGAAAGUCUCGAAAACGUGGAUGGUGAAAGCAGUAAAACUGGUGAUACAAAGAAAAAUAACACAGUGGACAAGGAAGAUAAGGAUGAAAAGAAAAAUGAAAGUGAACCUGAGAAGAAAAAUGAUAGAGAGAAGGGGAAGAAUGAAAUAUUUGUCAUUGAUCCCUCUGGAAACCUUUAUUACAACUGGUUGUUCUGCAUCACAGUGCCCGUCAUGUACAAUUGGACAAUGAUCAUCGCUAGGGCCUGUUUUGAUGAACUUAACCAUAACAAUUUAGAAAUGUGGUUGAUUUUGGACUAUUCUGCAGAUUUUAUUUAUAUUGCUGACAUGUUUGUGCGAACAAGGACAGGUUACUUGGAGCAAGGCUUGUUGGUGAAAGAAAAAUCUAAGCUGAAGAGAAGAUACAAGGAAACAUCGCAAUUCAAAUUAGAUCUGCUGUCCAUCGUGCCAUCUGAUCUACUUUACUUCAGAUUUGGACUGAAUUACCCAGAAAUAAGAAUAAACAGAUUACUUAGAAUAUCACGUAUGUUUGAAUUCUUCCAGCAAUCAGAAACGAGAACAAGCUAUCCAAAUAUCUUCAGGAUCUCUAAUCUUGUCAUGUACAUUAUAAUUAUCAUCCACUGGAAUGCUUGUAUCUAUUUCUCCCUGUCCAAAGCGAUUGGCUUUGGAACAGACACAUGGGUCUACCCUAAUAUUUCUCAUCCUGAAUUUGGCAGGCUCGCUAGAAAAUAUGUGUACAGCCUCUACUGGUCAACACUGACAUUGACAACUAUUGGUGAAACACCUCCUCCUGUGCAAGAUAUUGAGUAUUGGUUUGUUGUUGUUGAUUUCUUGGUCGGUGUAUUAAUCUUUGCUACCAUUGUAGGUAACAUUGGUUCCAUGAUCUCUAAUAUGAAUGCUGCCCGGGAGGAAUUUCAAGCAAAGAUCGAUGCUAUCAAACAGUACAUGCAGCUUCGUAAUGUAAGCAAAGAUUUAGAGAAACGGGUUAUCAAGUGGUUUGAUUAUUUGUGGUCAAAUAAAAAGGCCGUAGACGAGAGAGAAGUCUUGAAAUUUCUUCCAGAUAAAUUACGAGCAGAAAUUGCUAUUAACGUGCAUUUGGAUACAUUAAAAAAAGUCCAGAUUUUUUCAGACUGUGAAGCUGGCCUGUUAGUUGAGCUGGUCUUGAAACUACAACCUCAAGUGUAUAGUCCUGGUGAUUAUAUCUGCCGGAAAGGUGAUAUUGGGCGAGAAAUGUACAUUAUCAAAGAAGGAAAACUCGCCGUGGUAGCUGAUGACGGAGUAACUCAGUUUGUGGUUCUUAGUGAUGGCAGCUAUUUUGGAGAGAUUAGCAUCCUUAACAUUAAAGGUAGCAAAGCUGGAAAUCGGAGGACAGCUAAUAUUAGAAGCCUGGGCUAUUCAGAUUUGUUUUGUUUGCAUAAAGAUGAUCUGAUGGAAGCUUUAAUAGAAUAUCCAGAGGCAAAGACUUUGUUGGAAGAGAAGGGAAAGCAAAUCCUUAUCAAAGAUGGACUACUGGAUUUGGAGCAAGUGAACAUGAAAAGAGACACGGAAAACCUCGAGCAAAAGGUUAGCCAAAUGGAAGGAAUGCUAGAUAAUUUACAAACAAGAUUUGCUAGACUUUUAGCUGAAUACAGUGCUGCACAGCAGAAAUUAAAAAUAAGGUUAAGGCAAGUUGAGACCAUUGUGAAACCAUCCCUAGAGUACGAUUUUUCAGACUUAGAAGAAUUGCAGAGAACUUCUGGUCAUUAA